AUGCCUAAGACAGUAUCAAAGAUUACUUAUCAAGAACUUUGUGACGUUGAUUUUACUUCUUCCAAACGUAAAAAGCAAAAGCUGGAUGAACAUAUCAAUGAAUUAGCUUCUAGUUCAUCAUCUACUACCGAUCAGACAAUGACAACAGACAAGCCUCGUUUGCAAAACAAGUACAAGCCGUCUGAAAAUCAAAUAAAGAAGUUUUAUCAACAUCUAAGCGACACUAAAAGUAAUCCUGCAAUCUUGUCACUGAUUUCUCCAUUUAACGAAAAAUUUGUGCCAAAGAGACCUGCUGUUAACCUUCAUGACCCCUUGAAUAAGUUGUACUCCCACCAAUUUGCUUGUCAUGAGUAUGAGGAGCUAAUUUCGAAAUCAAAAGAAGUUAUGGAGACAAUUAAAAUCAAUCAACAACAAGCUGAUAUGAUAGAAAAAGCUACACGAAAUCAAAGCAAGUCUCAGAUUUGGCAUCAAAUGCGAAUGGGGAGAAUAACUGCCAGCAACUUCCACAGGGCUUGUCGCACAAAUCCUGAAACACCAUCACUAAGCCUGGUCAAAGAUGUUUGUUAUGGUUCACAGUUUAAGUCUGAUGCAACAUCGUGGGGAAAGGCCAAUGAGAAGAGAGCCCUAAAUCAAUAUACACAAGUAAUGAAAGAAAAUCAUAGCAUCUUCUCAGUUAAAGAAUCUGGAUUUGUAAUUGAUCCAAAGUACCCUUUUCUUGGUGCAAGUCCAGAUGCAAUCAGUUACUGCAACUGCCAUGGUGAAGGAUGUGUUGAGAUUAAGUGCCCAUACAGUUUAAGAAACAAGACUAUCCAGCAUGGCAUAAGUGAUGGAAAGAAUUUUUGUCUCACUAAGACACCAAAUGGUACCUUACAGAUGGACAGGAAACACCAAUAUUACUAUCAAGUCCAACUGCAAUUAGCCUCCACAAAGUUAAAGUUUGUAGAUUUUGUUGUCUGGACUCUAAAUGACAUUUAUAUUGAACAAAUUCAGAGAGAUGACGAAUUCCUUGCUGUCAAUAUUGAAAAAGCAAAAGAAAUCUACAUUUUUGCAAUUUUACCAGAGCUUCUUGCAAAGUUUCACACUUCAAAACCACUUCCAUCAAAUGACACAUUAUUGUUUUGCUAUUGCAGAGUGACAGUUGAGCCUUGCCUUUAG
Molecule: messenger RNA, 1155 nt
Organism: Xenia sp. Carnegie-2017
Lineage: Eukaryota; Metazoa; Cnidaria; Anthozoa; Malacalcyonacea; Xeniidae
Exons: 3
Coding region: 1-1155 (384 amino acids)
Source: RefSeq, a predicted model, not a curated record